This is a messenger RNA of Linum trigynum, 2065 nucleotides long. Lineage: Eukaryota; Viridiplantae; Streptophyta; Magnoliopsida; Malpighiales; Linaceae. The record is from the annotation of a GenBank genome assembly.
CCGACGAUCAACAUCAACCAAGUGUUAUGAAAAUAGAGUGUGCAAAGAUAGCAAGAGACAAUGAAGAAAGGUGCAUAGUCUGUCGAGGGAAGAGAGGAGAGGAGCCUCUUACUUGGAAGACCCGAUGGUCUAUUUAUAGACAAAAUCUUGUAUGUGCUGUUGCUUUGGACUUUGGUAGUACCUAAAAAUAUUUUAUGAACUUAGAUCUAUACGUAUUAUGUGUAUCUUAGUUACGAUGUCUCUUGUACUACACGUGGCUCCACCUUUACUCCAAUUGUAUCGUGCUAUCUUGGGAGAGAAUCAUUCCCGUGGGAUUAUCUAGAAUAUAGAUUCCUCACUAAGGCUUGGUAACCAAGUGGGCAAAUGGCAAUAAUAACAAUGAUGAUGCUCGAUGGGGAAAACAAUGGGCAAGAAUUGUGAAAGAUGGAGAAUGCACAAGCAUAAAUUUUGAAGUGACAUAGAGAACAUAGGUCCAUUCAAGGUGAAGACAAUGACUAGGAAAAGAUUUGACCAGUUCAAUUUGCAGGAUGACAACUUCGGCAUAAGAAGUCUAGCACGAUAUUCGUCAUUAAAGUUUCAACGUUUUAGAAUGUAUCUAUAAGAGUUAGGCUAUAUCUAAUAUAGAACUGGAAAAGAGUUCGAAUUUUGUGGGUAACUAAGUGCAACAGUAAGAGGAUUUUAUUUUCAUUCGUAAUCGCAUAAAAAUCAUCCAUCCCAGUGAAUCUCGAAAAAUGAAUUACUCCCCUAUAGAGAGGAAAUGUGAUAUGUGAGUUAAUAGUUAUGCCCUUAUAGGAUGAGGGUGAAAAUGGGAGAUAAAAAGGGUGGAUAUGGGUUCAAGUACAUUGGGCCUGGUUUGGCCCGUUUUCAGACCCAAAAUUCGUACCCGCCAGCCCAGAAGUCCACGGCGGCGCGCGCUCUCAAUCUCUCGUCGUCUCCGCCUACCAAAAAUUUCAGCUCAGACAACAAGAUCGAGAGGGAAAAAAGCUCUAAACUUUUAACAGUUUCGGCUCAAAUUUUCAGUCACCCAACUCACAUACAGACUCCGGUCCCGCUUUUCCGACGGCUUUUUCCAUAGGUAACGACCAAGUAAGCUCGAAGAAGCAAAACCCAGUCGCGCUGAGCUUGCAAUCAGGGAAGAGAGAGGAGAAAAGGGGGUAAUCUUAGGGUUUUGGUGAGUAGUAGAGGAAGGAAAUGGCGAAUCAGGGAGCUAAGAAGCGCAAGGAAGAGAACGCCCGCCACAUGGCUAAUCUCCUCCGCAUCAUCAUCGCCUGCAAUGCCAUAUAUAUUGUGGUGAGGCUGCUUGUUUUCCAUUCGAGCUUCACAUGGAAGCACUGGAUUGGCCUGGCCUUGACAUCUCUUGCGUAUUACUUGCCCUACCAACAACUUGCUUCAAUGGCGAAGCCUAGUUAUGGAGAUGAUGGGGAGCUUUUCGAUGGUGGGUUUGAUAUGAGCACUGGUGGGAUAUGUGGCUAUCUUCACGAUGUUAUCUACAUCACCAGCUUUGUGCAGAUUGCUUCCAUACUGUCUGAUAAGUUUUGGUACACUUAUCUUGUGAUACCGGCAUUUGGAGCAUACAAAUCUUCUGGAUUGAUCAAAGGAUUACUGUCACAAUUCAUGCCACAAGGCUCAGGGGGAGCUGAAGAGGAUGAGAAGACUCGUAAGAAGAGAGAAAAGAUGGAGAGGAAAGCUUCAAGAGGCAAGUUCGUCAAGACAAGAACCAGGUGAGAUUUGAUGAAGCUGAGUCCCUCAUGGAAAGGACAGGCUGGCAGUUUUAGGCAAAGAAGAUUAGAAGCUGCAUAAGCUAGUCUAUGUUUGCUAAAGAGGGGGGGAAUUUGGUAGAAGGUAAAGCUACUUUCUUUCUGUUUCCUGGUUAUGUUGCCAAAAGGGAGAAACCCCUGAAAAUUACAUGUGACUUCUGGUUCGGGAUGUAUGCAUGUCAGGGGUUGUUUAGAACCCUUGAUGUUUGCUUCUUAAGAGUGUUGGGAUAGCAUGAGAAUGUGUACACAUCCAUUAGUCUCUGACUGGUACCAUAAACGAAAUGUUCAAAUGAAAACUCGCAUUUAUU